This is a messenger RNA of Poecilia latipinna (sailfin molly), 6425 nucleotides long. It is a transcript of the gene hipk2, whose product is annotated as homeodomain interacting protein kinase 2. Bases 389 to 4066 code for a protein of 1225 amino acids. The record is from RefSeq and is a predicted model, not a curated record. Gene Ontology annotation, molecular function: transcription coactivator activity; protein serine/threonine kinase activity; SMAD binding. Lineage: Eukaryota; Metazoa; Chordata; Actinopteri; Cyprinodontiformes; Poeciliidae. Gene Ontology annotation, cellular component: nucleus; PML body; cytoplasm. The transcript has 15 exons. Gene Ontology annotation, biological process: peptidyl-serine phosphorylation; positive regulation of transcription by RNA polymerase II; smoothened signaling pathway.
CUCGCUGCGCUCCGAUCACUGCUGCAACUUUUGCAGAGACUCCUCACUCCACAGACAUGUCGCACAAUAGCUGAAGUAAACCUGUCAUCGCGGCUCUCCAUUCGGGCCAAAUUACGCCGCAGGUGAGGAUCUACGGACGCGCAGCCCCGUCGCUCCUUGGCCGCCUUCCUCGCAUCGGACCCCGGCUUUUUUUUUUCUUUUCUUUUUUUUUUUUUUAAACCGGCCUGGAUAUGAAUUAUGAGCAUUUUCUCCACUAAUGAACCGGGCCAGUGAUGCAGGAGACCGCGGCGACCCUCACAUCAGUGUUUCAAGAUGGCAGAUUUUUAUUGAGUUUUGAUCAGAAAGCUCGCUUUAUUCUUUGCCAUGAAUAACAGGAAUCCUUGCACCGAUGGCCCCUGUAUACGAAGGUAUGGCCUCGCAAGUGCAAGUGUUCUCCCCUCACACUCUCCAGUCAAGUGCCUUCUUUAGCGUAAAGAAACUGAAGGUGGAGCAGAGCUGUAACUGGGAUAUGACAGGGUACGGCACGCAUAGCAAAGUCUACAACAGCAGCAAGAACGUGUCGGCCACUGGCGGCGCUCCUCUAGGCCUCAGCGGCUCCUCCCUGCCAUACGAGCAGACCCUGAUCUUCCCGGCCAGCGCCGGCCACAUCGUGGUCGCCUCGGCCAGCAGCACCUCGGGGGCCGUCGGCUCUCUGCUGGGCAGCAGCAGUGGAGACAGCGGCGGCGGUAGCGGCAGCGGAGGCGGCGGCGGAGUCCACAACCUGACGCGGCGCAGUACGGUGAGCCUCCUGGACACCUACCAGCGAUGCGGGCUUAAGCGCAAGAGUGAAGAGCUCGAAAACAACAGCAGCGUGCAAAUCAUUGAGGAGCACGGCCCACCCAUGAUCCAGAACGGCGGAACCAGCGGAGCCACGGCGGCCACGGCGGCCACCGCCACCUCCACGGCGACGUCCAAGAACAGCGGCUCCAACAACGAGGGCGACUACCAGCUGGUGCAGCACGAGGUGCUCUGCUCCAUGACCAACACCUACGAAGUCUUGGAGUUCUUGGGGAGGGGAACCUUCGGCCAGGUGGUGAAGUGUUGGAAGAGGGGAACCAAUGAGAUAGUGGCCAUCAAGAUCCUAAAAAACCACCCAUCGUACGCGCGGCAGGGUCAGAUCGAGGUCAGCAUCCUGGCGCGCCUUAGCACAGAGAGCGCAGACGACUACAACUUUGUGAGAGCCUACGAGUGCUUCCAGCACAAGAACCAUACGUGCCUGGUGUUUGAGAUGUUGGAGCAGAACCUGUAUGACUUCCUCAAGCAGAACAAGUUCAGCCCGCUGCCGCUCAAGUACAUCAGACCGGUGCUCCAGCAGGUCGCCACGGCGCUGAUGAAGCUGAAGAGCCUGGGGCUGAUCCAUGCCGACCUGAAGCCGGAGAACAUCAUGCUGGUGGAUCCUUCGCGUCAGCCCUACAGGGUCAAAGUCAUUGACUUUGGUUCAGCCAGCCACGUGUCCAAAGCGGUGUGCUCCACCUACCUGCAGAGCAGAUACUACAGGGCUCCAGAGAUCAUCCUGGGCCUGCCGUUCUGUGAGGCCAUAGACAUGUGGUCGCUGGGCUGUGUAAUAGCUGAGCUGUUUUUGGGAUGGCCUCUCUACCCCGGAGCCUCCGAGUACGACCAGAUUCGGUACAUCUCACAGACGCAGGGUCUUCCAGCAGAGUAUCUGUUGAGUGCAGGGACGAAGACCACCAGGUUCUUCAACAGAGACCCAGAUUCCACCUAUCCCCUCUGGAGACUGAAGACUCCGGAAGACCACGAGGCUGAGACGGGGAUCAAGUCCAAGGAGGCUCGCAAGUAUAUCUUCAACUGCUUGGAUGAUAUGGCACAGGUGAACAUGACAUCAGACCUGGAAGGGAGCGACAUGCUGGCGGAAAAGGCAGACCGGAGGGAGUUCAUCGACCUGUUGACCAAGAUGCUGACUAUCGACGCUGACAAGAGGAUCACCCCCAUCGAAACACUCAACCACCCCUUCGUUACCAUGUCGCAUCUCCUCGAUUACCCUCACAGCACCCACGUAAAGUCAUGCUUCCAAAACAUGGAGAUCUGCAAACGUCGUGUCAACAUGUACGACACAGUCAACCAGAGCAAAACGCCCUUCAUCACCCAUGUGGCCCCCAGCACCUCCACCAACCUCACCAUGACCUUCAACAACCAGCUGAACACUGUGCACAGCCAGGCCACCAACCUGGCUCCCUCCUCCACCAACAAUGCCACCCUUUCCUUUGCCAGUCCUGACGUCUCCAUACUAAACUACCAAUCUGCACUCUACCAGCCCUCCGCCGCCUCCAUGGCGGCUGUGGCCCAGAGGAGCAUGCCGCUGCAGCCGGGGGCGCCGCAGCUCUGCGCCGCUCGGCCCGACCCCUUCCAGCAGGCGCUCAUCGUCUGCCCGCCGGGAUUCCAAGGUUUGCAGGCAUCCCCUUCCAAGCACACCAGUUACUCUGUCAGGAUGGAGAACGCGGUUCCCAUAGUGACGCAGGCUCCCGGUGCCCAACCUCUGCAGAUCCAGCCUGGCCUCCUCACACAGCAGGCCUGGCCCAGCGGCACCCAGCAGAUCCUGCUGCCUCCAGCGUGGCAGCAGCUCACCCACACCUCCGUCCAGCACGCCGCCGUCAUCCCAGACUCCAUGGGCAGCACACAGACUCUCGCCAACUGGAGGAAUUCCCAUCCUCAUGGGAGCCAUUAUAAUCCCAUCAUGCAGCAGCCAGCCUUGCUGACUGGUCAUGUCACGCUCCCAUCAAACCAGACUCUCAAUGUGGGCGUGGCUCAUGUCAUGAGGCAGUCAUCCACCAAUAACAACUCCUCUUCCAAAAAGACCAAACAGCACCAGAUGUCGACCAGGAACGUGUCGACCUACGAGGUGUCGUCCUCCCAGAUGGUGCUGUCGCCGCAGCGAUCCAAGCGGGUGAAGGAGAACACGCCCCCCCGCUGCGCCGUGCUACAGAACGGGUCGGCAUCCCACUGCCCACCGGCGCAGGGCUGCGCUGGAGGAGGGUGGGGCGCCAACGAAGCAGAGCAGGCUUCCAGCACCACCCGCGAACAUCAGCACCAGCACCAUGUCCCCAGACAGACCAUCAUCAUCCCCGACACGCCCAGCCCCGCCGUCAGCAUCAUUACCAUCAGCAGCGACUCAGAGGACGACGACCAGAAGCAGAACAACGGCUCAUCUUCCAAGCACAGAAAGAACGUCAUCAGCUGUGUGACGGUCCAUGAUUCCCCAGAGUCAGACUGCUCCAGCCACAACAGCCCCUACAGCCUGGAGUCAAGACCCCACAACCAUAACAACAACAACAGCUACGACACGAAAACCACCAUCCUGGACAACUACAACAAUGGGAACCCUCGCACAAUCAUCAUCCCUCCGCUCAAGACACAGAACAGUGAAGUGCCCAGCGAAUGUGAGCGGCUGAUGCCAGAUGGACUGAAUCAUCAGAAUAUAGCUUACAAGUUUAAAUCCUCCAAUGGAGUGACAUUGGGCAAUAAUCACAUACCAGGGGGCGUGGCCUAUCGACAGCAGCGCUCAGGACCACACCCGCUUCAGCAGCAGCCACUCAAUCUCAGCCAGGCUCAGCAGCACAUGGUGGCCGAGCGAAACGCAGGACACCGCCGGCAGCAGGCCUACAUCACCCCCAACAUCGCAGCUCAAGCCCCGUAUUCCUUCCAUCACAACAGCCCCUCCCACACGGGCGGCGUCCAUCCACACCUGGCCGCCACCCACCUGCCCAGCCAGCCCCACCUGUACACCUACACGGCCCCCGCCGCCCUGGGCUCCACCGGCACCGUGGCCCACCUGGUGGCGUCGCAGGGCUCGGCGCGCCACGCCGUCCAGCACGGGAGCUACCCCCCCAGCAUCGUCCACCAGGUCCCAGUCAGCGUGAGCCACCGCGUCCUGCCGUCGCCCACAAUGCACCACAGCCAGUACCAGGCCCAGUUCGCCCACCAGGCCUACAUCAGCACCUCACCCGCCUCCACUGUCUACACUGGAUACCCACUGAGCCCCACCAAGGUCAACCAGUAUCCUUACCUCUAGAGACGAGCCGGACUGACACUGAAGGGGCCCGACCCCCGACCCAGCGAUGCUGCUUCCUGCACUGCAAAAACACAAAACCUCACCACGUAUUUUUAGUCUAGUUUCUGAUGCAAAUAUACAGCUCCCUUGAAAUAAUACAAAACUUACAAGUAACUUUUCAGCAAGAAAUAGGAGCUUGUUCAAUAAUUAAUUAAUAUUAUUGAUGUGAGAUUACUGGUAGAUAGAGUGUCCAAGUACUCAAGUAAGAGUAGCACCACUUCAACAAAUUUUUAUUCAAGUAAAAGUAAAAAGUAGCUGUCCAAGAAAUUACUCAAGUAAGAGUAAAAAAGUAUUUGGAAAGCUACAUCAGUCAUUUAAUAUUUCAAAAUUACAACAUCAGACCACUAAGGUUAUGUGGAAUUGUAGGUAUUUUAAAGACCAAAAUGAAAAUAAUUCAUAUAACUAAUUAUUAAAAAGUAACAAAAACAGGAAAAAGAAAUAUUUUUUCUAAAUCAGUUCCUUUCAGCACAUAACUUAACAAAAAUUGCCAAUAUUUGUCUGGUGAAUUAUUAGUUGUUAUUCAUUCAGUGAAGUUAAUCACACUGGGUAUCCAGAAAUUUUACUCAAAUAAGAGUAAAAUUUACAAAAAGUAAAUAUUUUUGUAAGUAAGCUCUGGUUAAUAUUGAUGAAAAUGAAGAUAUAAUUCAAAUAAUCUGCCAGGGGAACAAGACACUUUCCCUGUAUUAUAAAUUACAAUAUGAGAAAAGUAUUUUUUCCACUGUCAGAUAAUUACAUAUAACUAGUACUUUUUAAAUAAAAUUAAGAAAUUAAGCUCCCAUAUCUUGCUGAAAAGUUACAUUUAAGUUAGUUUUGCCGUAUUUCAGGUCUACUAAGAUAUCUGCACCAAUAAGUGGAUCAAAAGUCUUGGUGAGAUUUUGUGUUUUUGCAGUGUUCAUCCUCCAUCCCAUCCUCUCCUCGACCUCAGACAUGAACAGAGACAGAGGAACAUGCAACCCUCAUGAAGCUGUCAUGUGUAACUUGAAGAAGGAAUGACUGAACAGAAGGAAACAUGACUCAGAUCCUCUGGAGAAGAGAAAAAAGAUGGCGACUGUUUUUCUUCUUUUGACCAUUUUCCCCCCAGAAAAGGGCCAGUUCCGCUUUUGUUUCCCUUCCCUUUGCUUUCCUUUACGAAAGAAGCAACGUCUCGUUAGUUUUUUGGGGGAAGUUUUGAGGACAGCGGAUGUUUUAGGAUUUAUUUCAUUUGUUUCCCCGCUCUCCUCUCCCGUCCCCCGCCUAAAUAUGUUUGGGACUGUUGAAUAGGUGGGCAAUAUUGACUGGAAGUUUGAAUUCCCAAAAGCUUUGGGACUUGGUGAAAUACGGAAACCUGCUGCUCUUCAAAGAUAAAAAAAAUACUGAUGGCCUUGAACUGUCUUAGUAUUUCCAAAUCAGCGGAGGCGUGGGGUGAAAACGAAGAGAGGAAACUCCGCCCACUCCGCCUCCUCCAGCAGAGGAGGGAACUGGAAAUCUAACCAACAGAAGACAACAAAUCUUUUAGUGUAUUUAUAGAUAUUUUUCCUUUGUUUUUUCCACCUUCAGUUUGGUCUAGGUGUCUUAGCUGGGCCCCGUGUAUAGAAUGUAGCAGUAUGCACCUGUUUUUAUUUCUUUUUUAAUUCCCUUGAUACCAAUAGAGUUAUUUCUUAUUUUUUCUUCUUCAAUGUGAUUGCACAAAGUGGUUAUAAUAACAUAGGCAUGUACAACGUGAUUGUCUGUGUGCUACUGUCAGCCAUGCGUGUGUAGCUCAUCUCCACAGGAUCCUCCUCAAGUCUUUAGAUGUCGAUCGUCGUUCCCUCGUAGUGCCUUACAGAUUUACCGACACAGUUUACUCGGCUCGGGUCCCGAAAGCCGCGAGAGACUACGGCUAAACUUAGCGAGACGCGUUUUCCCCGGUUUCACAUCUUAAUCGGGACACUUGUAGGUUUCUUCCAGGUGUAGGCUCAGCCCUCGCUGUUUCACAACCACAGCGUCCCGCAGAUGAUGAAGAUUAAUGUCAAAGCAGAAAUCACGCUGAGCUGAUUUUUUUGUUGUUAUUGUUGUGUGUGCAUGAGAUAAUUUGCCUGGGGUACUUACCAAAGUCAGAGAUAAAGUCAUGUUACACUUCGCUCUGGAAAUUCAUGUAAAUAUAAAAAGAUAGAUGUAGAGUGAAGCUGUAGCUGUUUUCCUCGUUUUCUGCUAAUCACACGAGAAAACGUGCGUCACGAUUCGGAGGCACAGACGUCAGCUCAGUUGUUUUGAGGUUACAGGAUACAGUUUGAGACACAACAGAGUUUUUGGUGCAUCUCAGUGAAUUAGAUUAUGACAAAAUGUUCAAAAAAAACCUAAA